AUGGCAGCUAUUGGUUUUGUAAUCGGACCUAUGCUUCAUGGUUUUUAUCGCGUCUUAGACUCUAGAGCAUUUCGAGGAAGUCGACGAACCAUUGUUUUCAAAAAAUUAUGCUGUGAUGCUGCUUGUAUGCCAAUUUUCUCCUGCACAUUCAUGACAGUGGGAGGUCUUCUUGAAGGAUCUUCACUGUCAUCGGCCUUUUCUGAAUAUAAGAAGAAGAUGUGGCACAUUUUCAAGGUUGACAUAUCAAUUUGGCCUCCAGCACAACUGAUCUCGUUUUGGUUCUUGCCACAUUCGGUUCGGGUCGUUUAUGUAAAUAUUGUAUCGCUUGUUUAUAAUUGUAUCAUGUCUUAUAUCAAAAACAAUGACAUAUCAGUGAUUAAGCGUAGUAUAUGA
This is a messenger RNA of Cylicostephanus goldi, 393 nucleotides long. The record is from the annotation of a GenBank genome assembly. NCBI's taxonomy places the organism in Eukaryota, Metazoa, Nematoda, Chromadorea, Rhabditida, Strongylidae.